Molecule: messenger RNA, 1200 nt
Organism: Trypanosoma theileri
Lineage: Eukaryota; Euglenozoa; Kinetoplastea; Trypanosomatida; Trypanosomatidae
Exons: 1
Coding region: 1-1200 (399 amino acids)
Source: RefSeq, a predicted model, not a curated record
AUGCGGUUUUCUCUUGCGGCUGGAAUAGCCAGAGUCAGUUUUAAGUCAAAGAUACCCACAACAACCACAACACCACUUUUUGUUUCUGUACGGCGGUAUGUAAAUGUACUCUAUCGUAUUCCCCCAGAACAUACUAUUCCAACCCAUAGUCCAAGUGGAGAGGAAAUAGAUACGGAAUUAUUUAUUCGUCAAUUAAAAGAUCUCUUUUUGGCAUUACGACAAACACAACUUGUAGAACAAGUUCAUGAAAUGCGAGCUUGUCCAUAUUAUGACUGUCUUUUCUCUGCUGAUAUCAUGUUUCAACAUUAUGAUGUUGUAUUACCUAUGCCAAAAUAUGGACGAGAACAUAGAAGUUCAGAAAUGAGUGAAACUCUUCGAUAUUUACGAGCUUGUGGAGCAACUGGUGAUUUUAAUCAUAUAUUACAAGAUGUAAAAGGAGGUGCUGCAAGUGGUGGAGAUUUUGUAUCUACUUCUCAUGGUAUUUUUAUGGCUUAUGGAACUUCACGUACGAAUAAACUUUGUAUGAUGGCUAUAACUGGUGCAGGAGCUCCAAAUGAAGCAGCUGCUGUUCAACAACGUUCAUUAAAUGUAGAACCUAUUGAAGUAGAUCCAGAAGCUCCUCCAUUAGCGGAUAUGAUGGCUUUUGCAGGUAAACGAACACUUAUUGUUCAUGAUACGGUACAUGGAAGAAAAGCAGCAGAAGCGGCAUCACGUGCUGUAUUAAAAGUACCAUGGCAAAUAUUAAGAGUAGAACCUGGUUGUCAUUUCCUUUCUCAUCUUUGUGGUGUAAAUGCGGUAUAUGAUGUACUUGUAGAUCAAGAUUAUCCAAUCUCUAUGGAACGUAUUGGUGAAGCUGGUCUUAAUCCUUUCCCUGUAGAAUGGACAGAACCACGUAAACUUGGUAUUUCUAUGCGAAGUGUUUGUCUUAUUGCCCGUUUUGCACGUGGUUCCAUGAGUGCUGGAGGUUAUGCGGAUAGUGAUGGACAUCGUGCGGCUUCUUUUAAUUAUCAUUCUCGUAAUAUCGCCAAGAAUAGUCGUCUUUUUCAAAAUGGACAUCGUCGUCAUGGUGAUAGUGGUGGGCCAUUGGAGGCGCAGUUGCGGUCUGGUGAAUUACCAGAGCCAGUCUAUCAACGGCCUCCUCGCUACGCCCCUCCUAUGCACCGCAGUGGAGGUCUUGUCAACUCCAAUGAGAAGGAUUAA